GGCGGAAGUGUUUAUAAUUGCUCGUAUCGUAAAAAUACCUAUUUUUAAAUAAUUAGAACUUUAAUGUGUUUUUAUGACACAGCYGUUCGUUUUUAUCUCAAAGUGAUUUAAACUGCUUUACAUUUAAGUAAUAAAUACAACUCAGCGGAUUUUCUGUUUUUUUAAAGCGGAAGUGACGUUUCACCGCUUCCRUUAGCGGAGUUACCAGCUGCUUCUUUUCAGUUUGAUGUAAACAAUUUGCUGUAAGUGUUUUCCUCCGCUUGAUGGUAGUUUGUGUUGUUUAUUUACAAACAUUUGUUUAUUCGUGUGUUAUUAGUAACACAACGCUGMUCGUUAACUGAGCUAACGCAGCUAGCAUGCUAACAGCUUCUUAAAGCAAACAGACUUUAUUUUACUUUACUUUACCUAAAUCACUGAGUUUUACUGACUUUACAGCAGAGUAGUUUCACACCGCAGCUCUACGUGUUCCGUUAAAAACAUUUUUAAACUCGUUUUUUGCGACAGUCUUCGGUUUCUGACAGCACCUGGCAACCCGGUAACCAUGGCGACGCUGCCUCGGAGGCAAGAUGGCGGCUGCGGCGUCUCGUGUUUGAUGAUGGAUGUUUUUAACAGAGAUAUGUGUGAAGUGUGACUUCGAGGUUGUUGGACAUGUUCUCAGAUGAAACUCUGGACCCUGUGACGGUCAGAACCAGGUGGAGGCGCAGCCAGCAGGAGCCUCUGCAGACGAGGAGCAGUCAGACUGAAGCUGUGCACCGAGGACACGCAGGAGUCCAGACCCGGUCCACCACCUCCAGCUGGACUCAGACAGAACCACAGGAACCAAGCCCAGACCUGCUCCAUCAGAACCCCGCUGAGCCGGAUCCUCCGGGCCUGCUGGACUUCCUGCAGAGGACMGAGGACCUGGUCCUCAGAGAGCUGCAGAAGACCAGCCGGAGCCACGCCUUCCAUGGGUUCCAGGCAGACUGGGACCAGCACCGCCAGCGGGUUUUAUGUGUCCAUCGUCUGCAGCGUCCCGCAGCUCAGGACCAGGUCCUUCAUGUCAGCAGCGUGUCCUGGACCUGCACCGGUUCUGUCCUCGUCUGUGCCUACGGCCGAACCGACGAUGGAGACUGGACCAACCACAAGUCCUGUGUCUGUCUGUGGAACCUGGACCGUCGGAACCUGAACCCCAAACAACCGGACCUGGUUCUGGAUGUCCCCACAGCCGUCACAUCUGUGUGCUGUCACCCCAAGAGCCCCGCCCUCAUCGCAGGGGGACUGUACAGCGGAGAGGUUCUGGUCUGGGACACCAGCCGGACUCAGGAUCUGGUUCUGGGCCAGACUGGGAUGUCUGCAGAGGGUCACAGAGAGCCGGUCUAUCAGGUCUCCUGGGUCCCCCUGCAGAGGAAGGGAGACUUUGGGGUUCUGAGUUCCAGUUCUGGAGGCAGAGUUCUGCUGUGGACCCUGGACCUGGACCAGACCAGGCUGGUUCUGGACUCUGCCUACGCCUUCGUACCACAGCAGGUUCCUCACAGCAGCAGAACCAGCACCAGGGUCCGGGGCAGCAGCACUGUGGGGGUCACGGCCCUGGCUCUGUCUCCGUGGGACCCGGACACCUUCCUGGUGGGUUCUGAGGGGGGUCUGCUGCUCCGCUGCUCCUUCUCCUCCCAGACUCCGGCUGCGGUCCCACCUGAGGACCGGACCGUGGUUCUGAGAGCCCCCGCGGUCUUCUCCUUCAGACCCAGCAGCGGUCCGGUCCACUCCAUCCACUGCUCACCUUUCCACAGGAACCUGUUUGCGAGUGCUGGGACCGAGGGUCUGGUCCAGGUCCACUCUCUGCUGCAGACCGACCCGGUUCUGUCCAUCAGGGCGUCGGACUCUUACCUGUUCCAGGUGCAGUGGUCCCCCAGCCGCCCGCUGGUGCUCGCUGCUGCCACCGGACACGGUCCGGUCCACAUCUUUGACCUGGCCCGCCGGUCCCUCAGACCUGCUGCCACCGUGGAGGAGGGCGGGGCCAACGUGGCCUCCACCUGUCUGGCCUUCAACCAUCAGAACCCCCGGCUGCUGGCCGUGGGGAGGUCCGAUGGCUCGGUCGGGGUCUGGCAGCUGAGUUCUGAGCUGGUGGACCCAGGUCCAACAGAGAGCGGGGAGCUGGAGCAGAUAGCCAAUCAGGUGUCAGAAUGAAGACAGAGGCGGAGCUCUUGUAACCAGGAACAUUUAUUGGACACAGAGCGGGUCAGAACCGGGUCAAAGCAGGCUAACACGUAGCUGUAGAGCAGCAGAUAAAUACGAGCGGUUCUGGUGUCAUGCGGCGGUGGUUCUGGUGACGAG
Molecule: messenger RNA, 2310 nt
Organism: Austrofundulus limnaeus
Lineage: Eukaryota; Metazoa; Chordata; Actinopteri; Cyprinodontiformes; Rivulidae
Gene: dync2i2
Product: dynein 2 intermediate chain 2
Exons: 10
Coding region: 649-2163 (504 amino acids)
Biological process (GO): intraciliary transport
Cellular component (GO): cytoplasmic dynein complex; ciliary plasm
Molecular function (GO): dynein heavy chain binding; dynein light chain binding
Source: RefSeq, a predicted model, not a curated record